AUGGACUGUGUAACUACGGUUCAACUCUCAAUUUUUGCGAAUGGAGGUAUUAAGAACAAUGUUAUAUCAGGCCUGCAGAUGGAGAGGACUUACCCUAUUUUGUCCCAUAUUUUUUUCGCGGAUGAUGUUUUUCUGUUCCUCACUGCCAGCAGCUCAGAAUGCUCCAACAUGAUGCAUUUUCUGCGACUCUACAACGAAGUUUCAAGCCAAAUCAUAAACCUAGAAAAAUCAGAGGCAUUCUUCUGGGCCAAUGCUCUUGCUGAGUUAAAAGACAGGCUCUGUAAAGAGUUAGGUAUUCCUAUGGCUAGACAAAAUGUGAAAUAUCUGGGCUUCCAACAUGGUGGGGUAGAUCCAAGUCCGAAGCCUAUGAAAAGCAACCUUGUGAACAAAGGAAUUCCGUGGGCUAAUUGGAAGUCUAUGUGUUCCUUAAAGUUUCAUGGGGGCAUGGGUUUCAGAGAUUUUUCGGCUUUAAAUCAAGUUAUGCUUACGAAACAAGGUUGGAGACUGCUUUCUAAUCCUCAAUCCUAUUGGGCCCGUCUGUAUAAGGGCCUGUACUUUUCUCAUUCUACCUUUCUAACAGUUUCUCAAGAAGCAAGAGGUUCUUGGGCUUGGCAUUGCUUGCUAAAUGGGAGGGACCUCCUCCACAAGGGGACUCGAUAG
Molecule: messenger RNA, 660 nt
Organism: Camellia sinensis
Lineage: Eukaryota; Viridiplantae; Streptophyta; Magnoliopsida; Ericales; Theaceae
Source: RefSeq, a predicted model, not a curated record